AUGGUCGACGGUCCUCUGUACCUGCGUGUCGCCGCUGUCGACAACAAAAAAAGCGGUGCUCCCGAACUCCUGAUGGAUCCUGAAUCUGUGAGUCCGCACACGCGUGAGCGUGAAUUGCGAUCGCGUAUUGACUGGCUGAGCCGGCUUGUGAACGAUGCACUUCCAGAUGGUAGAUCGCCGAUCGAGUCUAUUGAGACUGGGCGGGAUAUGGCCUUGGGCAGCCCAAUGCAGUCUCCAUCAGCCGAGACGACCAUUGAGAUUGACUGCAGUGAGAAUGAGUUUGAAGAGAGCCAUACUUCUAAGGCUGAAGAGAACGUGUCCCUUUCUGUUGCGGCGAGUCGCAAGUGCUUACAGGCCUAUUUUCGACACGUUCAUCGCACAUACCCAUUUAUGGAUAGCGAGUUUGUUCUUCAAGACUUUGAUACGCUUUGCAAUAAGGAGGCAGAUAAUGGGUUUCUCCCCCAAUCGGCUAUACCAAACCGCCUCUAUAUGAUAAUGGCUAUUGGUUUCACGACCCUGGAGCGGGCUCGGGAAGUGCAAAAUAUCGAGGAGCGAGAUUUCCAGCCGUGUCUUAAGGCGGUACUCUGUGAGUGUGUCUCUCGAGUGGACGAGCAAUCGGCAGGAACAUUGCUCCUCCUUGGAUUAUAUCUCUUGUUCAAGCCCGGUGACCAAGAUCCACGAGCCAUCGCUGGUGUUCUCACCAAUCAUGCCCUGGCAGUCGGACUGAUGAAUGAGUCUCCCAGUUGCCAGACUCUCUCCCCUCGGGCACUGGAGCUCCGUCGCCGACUUGGUUGGUCAGUAUAUGUAUUCACUCGCAUGAUCAGCAUAUCCUACGGACUGCCGUUUGCCUUUCCCGACAAUAUAAUGAAAGUACCCUUACCGAGCAUCAUGAUUCAUGAAUAUGGCUCUGAAGAAGGCCAUCAAUACGCAAUCGCCUUGCAGGUCAGCCGGCAUAUGAUUUCUCUGCGACAACUUGAGACACGCAUUGUCAACGCUAUUUAUGAUCCCAACCCCUCUAUAAGUCCCCAAGACCUCAGACUCCAAAUCGAAGACUGGUAUACACAGGGCUGUCUACUAUCCAGCUCAACUUUGGGAGAACCGGACCAGCUUCCCUUUCAUACGACCAUCACAUGGCUUAAUGUCCGCUACCAGAACCUGCUUCUCUUAUUGUACACUCCUGCACAAGGCGAUUCUGCAACCGAACAAAAUGUUUCAAAUCUCCAAGGUGCUGCGCAGCAGUACAUCCGACUGAGCCUUAUACUACAUGACCACCGACAUAUGCCCAUGAACUGGAUUACACUCUGUCGCCUCCUUUCAUUGGCUGCGAUAUUUCUCUACUGUGCUCGCCAAUGGGCCCCAGCCUUUGACGAUAUUCCCGAGAUUCCUCUUCUCGCAACCUUGCUUGAAUACUUCCCACCCUCCUGGACCGCUGCUCAUGAAGCGUCUCGGAUUCUGCGGCGCCUUGCAGAUGUGACAACAAAUCAAAACAGCCCGCUGAUAGCACGAAGCCAAUUGUCCGGGUCUUCUGUGAUAGCCACUUCAGGUUUAGAUACUGAAAUGGGGUUAAAAUCUGUUCAAAAUGAUCUCGAAGCAUUGCUGAGCGAAACAAUGGGCGAGGCAAGCUUUUACAUCUGGCCUCUGAGGUCAAAGCUUGCGGAGCGAAGGGUUUCGCAUCAGUCUUUUACUAUAGACAAUUUAGGUGCUGGCCUAGAAACUGGAAUCCCGGGUAAUCGGCUCAACGUUACAGAUGGAAGUUUGAACCCAGCGGAGAACGACAUAGGUGAAAGCCUUUUAGAAACGCAGUGGAUGAAUCUUUGGGAGAUGUAG
Penicillium expansum is the source of this 1827-nucleotide messenger RNA. RefSeq names its product fungal specific transcription factor domain-containing protein. NCBI's taxonomy places the organism in Eukaryota, Fungi, Ascomycota, Eurotiomycetes, Eurotiales, Aspergillaceae. The record is from RefSeq and is a predicted model, not a curated record. The transcript has 2 exons. Gene Ontology annotation, biological process: positive regulation of transcription by RNA polymerase II; DNA-templated transcription. Gene Ontology annotation, molecular function: sequence-specific DNA binding; zinc ion binding; DNA-binding transcription factor activity, RNA polymerase II-specific. Bases 1 to 1827 code for a protein of 608 amino acids.